Molecule: messenger RNA, 2027 nt
Organism: Camelus dromedarius (Arabian camel)
Lineage: Eukaryota; Metazoa; Chordata; Mammalia; Artiodactyla; Camelidae
Gene: C18H20orf96
Product: chromosome 18 C20orf96 homolog
Exons: 9
Coding region: 744-1616 (290 amino acids)
Source: RefSeq, a predicted model, not a curated record
GUAAAACUUACAGAAAAAACAUAGGUGAGAAAAAUCUUUGGGACUGGUGGCCAGAUGAAGAGUUCACACCAGCAGCUGGAUCUGUAAAAGAAAAAUGAAAUAAAUGGAUAACUUGGACUUCAUCAAAAUUUAAGACUUUCGUUCUGCGAAAGACUGUUAAAAGUAUGAAAGGGCAAGCUACAGACAUGGAGAAAAUAUUUGCAAACCAUAUCUGAUAAAGGACUGCUUUGUAGAACAUACUGGGAACCCUCAAAACUCAACAGAAAAACAAUUCACUUAGAAAAUGGGCAAAAGACACAAAGAGACACUUGACUGAAGAAGACGUACAGGUGCUAAAUAAGCACGUGAGAAGGUGUUCAACAUCCUUAUCCAUUAGGGUGAUGCAAGUUAAACCACAAUGAGUGUCACUGCACACCCAUCAGAAUGGCUAAAAUGGAAAAUAGUAAUAACACCAAAUGUUGGUGAAGAGGAGAAACUGGGUCCUGCGUACACUGCUUAGGGGAAUGUGAAAUGGUGUAGCCCCGCUGGAAAAGAAUAUGACCAUUUCUAAUGAAACUAAACACACAUUUCCUAUAACAAUCCAACAGUUGCACUCUUGGGCAUUUAUUCCAGAGAAGUGAAAACUUACGGUCACUUCAGAACCAGUGCAUGAAUGUUUCAUAGCAGCCUUGUUCAUCAUACCCCCAAACUGGAAACAAGCCAUAUGUCCUUUAACAGGCUUGCAGUCCAAGCCCACCUUGUGGAUGACAAGCCAGCUGAGGACUCCACUAGGACCGUGCAGAGGGAAGUUGGACCCUGGGAAGACACAGACCAAAAUCCAGCUAAUUAGAACGAUGCUCAGGAACCGGCGAAUCUCACACCAGGAGCUCUGCAACCACGAAGACUUCCUCUCCAAGCUCACUGUGGAGCUGAUGAAGGCCAUCCAGGACAUGGAGGAGAGCUCGGCCAUGAAAGUGCGGGUGAUGCUGCAGCAGCAGGACGUCUUCUCGACCAUCAUCAACAUCUUGGAGUGCUCCAACCAGAAGAAGCUGCAGCAGAUGAAGUGUGAGCUUCAGGAGUGGGAGGAGAAGGAGGAAUCCAAAAUACACAACCUGGAGCAGCAGGUGGAGCAGCUGAAUGCCAAGAUCGAGAAGACCCACGAGGAGCUGAGCUUCGUGAGCACUUACAAGGACCGUGAGUAUCCCAUCAAGUCGGUCCAGGUUGCCGACCUUGGGCACCAGCUGCAGCAGAUGAAGGAGAGCCAGCAGGAUGAGCUGGAGGACCUGAGAGAGGUGUGCAGGAUGGUCUUGGCGUCCAUGUCCAACCAGAUUCAGAAGAAGAAGAAAAAACUGCUGAGGUCUCUGGUGGUGAAAAUCCAGCAUGCUAACCAGGAGGCUCUCCUGUACAAGACUUGGAACAGCCAGGCCAUACUGAAGUGCAUGGGCAAGUUCAGAGAAUUUAUGGACCAGUUUGAGAAGGAAAUACCCAUCUUACGGGCCGAGAUGGAACAGCUCCAGGCUCAGAUUUGGGAACCCCGAGAGAUCGUAUUUGCGGACGUUCUGCUUCGGAGAGCCAAGUGCACCCCGGACAUGGACGUUAUCCUCAACAUCCCUGUGGAAGAGCCGCUGCCCUUCUAGAUGCUGGGGCCUUGGGCCACCCUUUCCCCCGGUUUCUUCCCCAACCUGGAGUCUUGAGUUCUCUCCUUCCAAGACCACGCCCCCAUUCAGCUCCUGAUCUGCAGUUCCUCCUUCCCUCCCUCCCUCCCUCCUUUCUGGUUGGUGCUGCUACUUGGGCGAGGUAGGAAUUCCUAGUCAAGUCCUAUUUACCAAUAAACCUUGAUUUGCAUUUGUUCUCUGCCAGUGCUUGGGGGGUUCCCAGCGAGGCCUUGAGAAGCAGAGGUAGGAAUGGACUUUGUCUUAAGAUCAGGGGUGGGCAACUGUGCUGAUGGCAUCUGGGGCUCCACGCUUCUCGGGAAACGCUGGAGUGACCCCCCUGCCUGAGUCUCCUGAGUCCCCAGCCGCCCCCAUCCCUGGUGCAGUGGGGCCCAG